Molecule: messenger RNA, 684 nt
Organism: Rhodotorula graminis WP1
Lineage: Eukaryota; Fungi; Basidiomycota; Microbotryomycetes; Sporidiobolales; Sporidiobolaceae
Exons: 1
Source: RefSeq, a predicted model, not a curated record
CCCGUCCGUCCCUCCUGUCGCCGAGCCGUCGACCAAGGUGCGCUUCCCGGGCAAGCGUGUAACGAUGCCCGAGAUGCGCAAGCGCGCCCGGACCGUCCUCGACUUUGUCCAGAAGGUCCAGGUCGAGAUGGUCGAGCGGCAGCGGCGGUGGGAGCUCUUGCGCGACGUCAACGAGCGCGUGCGCGACGCGCGAGAGCGCGGGAGGGAGCGGGUCGGACGCGGUGGGCGGGUCGGCGCGACCGAGGGCGAGUCGUCGGGUUCCGGCUCGGGCUCGGGCUCAGGCGCAGGGUCCGGCCUGGGGUCGGUCGGCAGCCGGGACUCGAGCGUCGUCGCGCAUCCUCGAGGCGUCGGCGGGACGACGCCGGUCCCUGGCGCAUCGACCUCGUCGAGGACCGGCGCCGCGGCCGACCUCGCCCUGAGGGGGCUUCCGCCGCUCCCGGGCGCGGUGCAGGAGGUGCCGGGCCUCGAGCUGUCGUCGGCGCCGAGUACGGAGAGCGCGCUGCUCAUGGACGCGCUCGCCAAGGAGGUCGUCGCGUUCCAGCAGCGGUUCUUCGGCAUCGUCGACUAGAACGCGCCCUCCUCCUCUCGCACAUCUUUCUCUCGUUCUGACUUUCUUCGCACUAGCGCACUAGUUCUCCCUCGCACACUUUUACCCCGUGCAUUCGCAUCCCUGUCGUCGUCCUC